Messenger RNA from Pyrus x bretschneideri (Chinese white pear), 2712 nucleotides. Its product is annotated as AP2-like ethylene-responsive transcription factor ANT. Gene Ontology annotation, molecular function: DNA binding; DNA-binding transcription factor activity. The record is from RefSeq and is a predicted model, not a curated record. Gene Ontology annotation, biological process: regulation of DNA-templated transcription. Lineage: Eukaryota; Viridiplantae; Streptophyta; Magnoliopsida; Rosales; Rosaceae.
GUGUUUGUACAUAUUUUUUUGGUGGAAUGAGCUUUAAUUUGAUGAGUAUUAACUAUUAAGGACAUCUUAAAGAAAAGCAAAGAAAGGAGAAAAAAAAAGGAUAAAAGAGAAGGUCUUUCUCACAGACACAGAUGCCUAUAGAAUGAGGGAAGGAUACCCAGCAUAUGUCAUUCUCUUUGCUCAAGUAUAAUGGGCCUUGUUUUGUUCCUUUUUAACAAAUCACACAUCUUUCCAGAGAGAGAGAGAGAGAGAGAGAGAGAGGGAGAGGUGGCAUAGAUAGAUUCAGUUGCAGGAGUUGGGAUUUGUUUUAGAUGAAUGUUAGAUUUGGUCCAAUUAGGUCUGCAGCUACCAAACAAAACACCCAGUUUUGAAAAACAGAGGCAAAGGGAAGAAGAAGAAGAAGAAAGAGAGAGAGAGGAGAAAGAGAGAGAGAGAGAGAGAGGGAGGCAAAAAAAGGAGGAAGAAGAAAAUGGAGAGCAUGAUUAGUUUAUAUGUUGCCCAAUGAUUGAGUUGCCUUGCUACAACAGAAAAUUACCCAACAAGCUCUGAUCACAAAAAUAGAAGGAAGAAAUCUCAAAAACCAUGAAGUCCAUGAGUAAUGAUGGUAGCAACAGUAACAGUAAUAAUAACUGGUUGGAUUUUUCACUGUCUCCAAACAUGAAGAUUGAGUCAUCUUCCUCUUCUGUUGCUGCUGCUGCUAGCUUUUUUCACUCACCACCUCACUUUAACUAUGGAAUUUACUAUGGCCUUGAAGGAGGAGGAGGAGGAAGAGGGGAGGAUAACAGUCCAGUCCUGUACUCCCCUCUUUCCAUGAUGCCACUCAAGUCUGAUGGCUCUCUCUGCAUAAUGGAAGCACUCAACAGGUCCCAGCACCACCUUCAAGCUGCAAUGGUGACAACAACUAGUCCAACUCCAAAACUAGAGGACUUCUUUGGAGGUGCAACCAUGGGGACCCAUCAAUAUGAAAGCAGUGACAGAGAAGCCAUGGCUCUCAGCUUAGACAGCAUGUUCUACCUCCAAAACCCACACCCAACAACCCAACAUCAUGUACCCAGCAACCACCAAAACUUGAUGAGCCAUAGUCUUCAGCAGCACCAGCAGCAGACCCAGCAACACCAACAACAGUACUCAUCAUCAUACUACUCAGGCCUCAGAACCCAUGCGACGAUCUUGGAGGAGGGUCACAAACAAACCCAUGUUUCAGCAGAUUAUUACAAUAUGCACCCAGCAAGAAUAGGGAUUGAUCAGAGCAUCGCAGAGAUGAAGAGCUGGGUUUCCAGAAACAAUGCCAUGGAUCAGAACAACAUGGCUGCUGGGUGCAUGGGAGAAAGGGGAUUGUCCUAUGGGGAUUUGCAGUGUCUGAGCUUGUCCAUGAGCCCUGGCUCACAGUCUAGCUGUGUGACCAGCUCACAGCAGAUUUCUCCCACUGUGACUACAGAUUGUGUGACAUUGGUGGAUACCAAGAAAAGAGGGCUUGAAAAGGUAGAUCAAAAGCAGAUUGUCCACAGGAAGUCCUUGGAUACAUUUGGCCAAAGAACCUCUCAGUACAGAGGAGUCACAAGGCACCGAUGGACCGGUCGAUAUGAAGCACAUCUAUGGGACAAUAGUUGCAAGAAAGAAGGCCAGAGCAGGAAGGGAAGGCAAGUUUACUUGGGAGGUUAUGAUAUGGAGGAAAAAGCUGCAAGAGCUUAUGAUCUAGCAGCACUCAAGUAUUGGGGACCAUCCACUCACAUUAAUUUCCCAUUGGAAGACUAUCAAAAAGAACUAGAGGACAUGAAGAAUAUGACCAGACAAGAAUAUGUUGCUCACUUGAGAAGGAAAAGCAGUGGAUUCUCAAGAGGGGCUUCAAUGUACAGAGGAGUGACAAGCAGACAUCAUCAACAUGGAAGAUGGCAAGCUAGGAUCGGAAGGGUUGCUGGAAAUAAGGAUCUUUAUCUUGGGACAUUCAGCACCCAAGAGGAAGCUGCUGAGGCUUAUGACAUAGCUGCUAUCAAAUUUCGAGGACUGAAUGCUGUGACCAACUUUGACAUAACACGGUAUGAUGUGGAUCAGAUUAUGUCUAGCAAUACCCUUCUUGCCAGCGAACUUGCCAAGCGAAACAAGGAGGUUGUGCUCGUUAAUGAGGCUACUAAUCAAAACAAUGUCACCCAAAUCGGCAAUGGGGAAGCUGUUGUCUCACGGAAGAACAUUAGUGAAGGUGAAGAUUGGAAAAUGGCACUCUACCAGUCCUCCUCCCAGCAACUUGAUCAGAAGCAACCGAGCACUGAAACUCGCAAUGUGACUCAAGCUGAGGCAGAGGACUUUGGCAAAAUGGGGGCUGCUCAUUUUUCCAAUGCAUCUUCAUUGGUGACAAGUUUAGGUAGCUCAAGAGAAGGGAGCCCUGAUAAGUCAAGCCAACCAAGUUUCUUCGGAAUGCCUCCAUCUGCUUCCAAGUUUUUCACAAGUUCAAGUGAUGCAGUGAGUUCUUGGAUCCCAACAGUCCAAUCCAGGCCAGGACUCACCAACCCUCACAUGCCGAUUUUCGCAGCCUGGACAGAUGCAUAGCCAUAGCCAUAGGCUAUGUGUUUUUUGCUCAUCUGUGGAAAGUUUUUUUCACUAAAUUACAUGCAAACAAUAGCUCAAGUAGUUUUUAUCUUAGUGGAGUGAAUUAUGGUUAAUGAUAUGGUCCUGGGAGGGGCCUUUUGCGAGCAAAGUAAGAGAAAACUUCACCGA